AUGCUGGACUCUCUCAAGCACUCGAAGCAGAGCGAAGAUGCGCCGCCUCAAUAUGAGAAGAGUCUGCGACACAUGUCGUCCAACCAAGCCGAGGCUGAGGUAGGCCAAGCUACAGUCCCCGUCGCGCCUGGAGCUGGACUUUCGAUUGGCAAUAUUCUCAAGGGCCAAUCUGCGCACGAUCUCACGCCCUUCGAGAAGAAAGCGGCUUUAAUCAAUGCCGAACUCGACAAAUUCGGUAUGGGCAGGUACCAAUGGUGCAUUUGGUUCCUGUGCGGCUUUGGCUACUUCUUGGAUCUGGCUUGGUCGCAGGGUGUUGGUCUGAUUGCUUCAGCCAUCUACCAGGAAAUGGGUGUGUCUGAUCAGGACACAGCAAUCAUUNUUUCGUGUGCCAACGCAGGCCUGGCUGUUGGUGCUUUCACGUUUGGCAUCCUGGUCGAUGUCAUUGGCCGUCGUUGGGCCUUCAAUCUCACAUGUCUGAUCACUUCGGUCUUCGGUCUUAUAUUGGACAACUACGGCGCCAUUUGCGCUAUCUACUUCCUUGCGUCGCUAGGUCUCGGCGGAAACAUCCCUAUUGACGCCACCAUCGCUCUCGAAUUCCUCCCUCAAAACCGCCGCUUCCUUGUCUCUCUCCUGUCCUUGUGGCAGCCUAUCGGUGUUGUGUUUGCAACCGGCGUCGCCUAUGGCACUGCAGCACAACCCAAGUGGCGUUGCGACGCAAAACUCCCUGCUUGUGGUACUGGCCAAAGACCUUGUUGUACCGAAGACAGCAAUAUGGGAUGGAGAUACACGCUCAUCAUCCUCGGAGGCUCUACCUUGGUUGUCUUCUUCUUGCGCUACUUUGUCUUUACCUUCCAGGAGUCGCCUAAAUUCCUCGUUAGCAGAGGAAGAGAGGUCGAGGCCAUUGAAGUCCUGCACAAGAUCGCCAAGUUCAACAGAGCUCCUCCCCCAGUCUUGACUGUUGCCCAUCUCGCCGCUGUUGACGAGACCUCUUCAUUGUCUACUGACGAGGUUGAAGUCUCUGGUCAGCCUCUCGGCACCAUGGAAACACUCAAGCGUGUGCUCAGGAACACUGCCAACAGUUUCAAGCAUCUCAAAGCUCUUUUCACCAACAAGCUGCAGGUUUUCAUUUUCGUGCUUCUGGCCAUCGCCUAUAUGGGUGAUUACUGGUCCUUCAAUCUUGCCAGUCAGUACUUGCCUUUGAUUCUUCUCCGAAACGAAGUCACCACGUCUGGUUCCGUCACUGAGACUUACCUACACUACAUUGCCAUCUACACGCCUGGCAUUCUCGGUGCUAUCAUUGCCAUGGCAUCCGUCCAAUUGCCUCUUGUCGGCAGAAAAUACUCGCUUGUUUUCUCUGCUCUGUGCCAAGGGGUUGCAAUGGCCAUGUAUACUCAAGUCACCAACGUCCCUGCCUACGUCGGUCUCAACGCACUCGAGUACAUUAUGCAGACUGUAAGUUUCAUGAACAAACAUACCGACUCGCAUCAUGAGCUGAUUAUAUUCAAUAGUNACUUCAACGCCGUCCUGUAUGCGUCUGCCCCUGAGCUGUUCGACACUGCCUAUCGUGGAAGUGCCAGCGGUAUGCUGUCUUGCUUGGGCCGUAUCGCCGGUAUAGUUGCGCCUUUCGCUGGAGGAAGUCUGCUUGCCAGCAAAAGCUCUGGUAUUCUCUGGCUUGGUGCUGGUGGCAUUUGGGUCUCCGCAGUCACCAUGAUCUUCCUUCCUGUCGAGAUGAGGGAUCGCCAGAUGUUCUAG
Aureobasidium musti is the source of this 1752-nucleotide messenger RNA. Lineage: Eukaryota; Fungi; Ascomycota; Dothideomycetes; Dothideales; Saccotheciaceae. The record is from the annotation of a GenBank genome assembly.